CUGCCGGAAGUGAUAAAUUUGAUCGCCAAUGCGGUAAUUGCCAUAUGGCAUAUGCUCGAUUAGCCCUGUAUGCGGACGUGAUCCCGCUCGCCUAUUAUCUUCUUCCACCACGAAAAUCGCAGCGAUCUUUUUUGCGGCGCAUUUCCGAUAUUUUAGUUUGUGAAAUUCAAUAACAAUCUUCCAGUUUACUUCGUACAUGGUAACAUGCAUGAUACAACACACUGCUUUUUCUGUAUAAGGCCACCAUCGCACAUCAGCUUAAUUUUGCAGUGCCCAAUUCCGGUGCAUAUUCUAAUGUGGCGGAGUAGGUGACAAUCCCGGUAGUCUUAUCCGCGUCAAUUGCUGCGUGACGAUCAGCACCAACAAAACUUUUCUGCGAAAUGGGAAAGUGACGGAAAAAGUUGGCUUUAUCAGAAAUGCAGAGUUUAUGAAGUACGAGUAUACUUCGUACAGCUGUUCUUCUUUUUGGCGUUUCUCAAGUUUGUUUGAUCUGGUUUACAUUCAUUUGCAUGAUUGCUUAAUUUGCUUUUGCCCAGAAUAUUUAGAGAGUGUUUUGAUUCAACUUGAUUGCUUACUUCGCGUUACAGCGUGCUUUACCAGUUAGCUGCAUAUCCAGGCUUUUACCAAGUUUACUGCAUUUUUACGGUUUCCGUUAUCAGCCGUUGGUUGCCUGCGUGCCUGGAACAAUUUUUGAUCCUUGAUGAUUUUUGCCCGGUCGAUCUUUGAAUAAUAUGGUUGUUGUGUUUCUAAAACUUUGUUGAAAACCGUCGUUUUAAUCAAAGGCAAAGUGCAACGAAAUAAUUGUCUUAUCCAAGUGUGUGAUAUGCGCGGAUCCCUGUUGUGUCUAAUUCGAUAGCAUUGCGGUGUACAGGGAGUCUCUGCACCACUGUCGGAUAGUGGCUCUAAUCCGUUUUUUUACUCCACCUGCAGUUAUUUUUCUUUUCCUUGGUGACUGUGGAAUAUGAGAUGUAUCUUGUAUGGAGAACUGCAUCAUUAGCAGCAUGGUGAACCUGACCAGUAUACCAGGCAGUCGUCUGCGUGCGUGCGGCGAUAGCAGCGCGGGACGACUGGAAGCGCUGGAUGAUAUGGAGAUCAGCAUACCUGAUGUCUCCGCUGCAGCGUCCCCGAUUAGCUCCGCCAGCAGGCAUCCGGAUCUGAUGUCCCCGCAGUCCUCUGUUGAUAACUGCUUGCACUGGGGUUCCUCCAAGCAGCAGGUUACGCCUCACUACGAAUCGCAGCUCCUCUCCGCCCUGGGCGUCUACCCGGCCUCCUCGGCCAGCAGUCCCAACGUGCGCUUCUCCCUCGGGGGCGACGGGGCGGCCUCCCCCUACCCGACAGGGCUUCUCUCGGCGGACGGUCGCCGGAAUCCGCUGCACCGCAGCCUGCCCAGUCUGGCCUCGGCCAACGGGCCCUUCAGGGAGCCCCAGUCCCCCACGGGGCCCACCCGCAACAGCUCCUGCUCGCUGCAUCGCACCCAGCGCCACUUUGUCCUCCAGGAUUCCCUGGACCGGCCCGAUGACGACGGGAUGGAUGUGGAGGACGGGAAAACCAAUCCGGUGGGGCGUAAGAAAAUACUCGUGCGGAAGGAUUUCGGGGAAUCCGAUGAGGAAACGGAGACGGACGAGUCGACCCACUCCUCCACAGUGUAUCCCUCCUGCCGGAAGCGGCCUCUCCGUCCCGGCAGCACGGUGAAACGCAUGAAGACCAUGGACUGUUCGGCGUUCCGUGGUGAUGAUGAUUCCAUAUCCUCCGGUGAUGAACUGGAGAAGUUCUUCAAUUCCAUGGGCUUGGAUGAUCAGCAGAUGGGCGGACGGUGCGGCUCGCGCGCACUGAACAUUUCCAAUCAGGUAUCGGAUGACGCGAUGGAAUCGGAGGAAGAGCAGUUCGAAUCGGUGUCCAUUGUCGGAGGGGGUGUGCUGCGCGGACGGAAGGACAGCAUCGCCCUGAUCCCCACGGUGGAGACGGAUGACGAUGAACCGGAGAUGCCCAGCGACGAGGCCGGCUCCAAGGGGGACGGGGAGCGGGGCCCGCGCCCGCCUGCGCUAUCCCUCAACGGCCGCAACGAGGAGAACUACAAACUGCGCAACGCCCGCGUCUACAAGUGGCUGGUCACUUGUCGGGCCGCUGGCAAAAAGUGAAACGCGGAGAGAUCCAUUUUAUCCGCGACGGAGACUUUUGUAGAGUCGGCUAUUACGCUGAGCAUUUGUACUGAUCUGGAUUCCUGCUUGACUUGUGGUUUCUUUGUAAAGGAAGGAAGUCGUCAACUCGAGAUGUAUUUAAACAUAUAUUUUAUUACGAGUACUACAAUAUUUCUAUUUGAUAAUGGCGCUUUUGAGAAUAUUUAGCAGCCUGUACGGAGAGAUUUGAUGAUCUGAUAAAGAUGAUAGUUCGACUUGUACUACUGUAGAAGCAUCUAGUAGUUGAGCCUACAUUGUGACAAGUUACAACGUUGUCCGGACAGAAUUGUACCAUUAGUGGUUUUUUGUUUUCUUAAAU
Molecule: messenger RNA, 2496 nt
Organism: Paramacrobiotus metropolitanus
Lineage: Eukaryota; Metazoa; Tardigrada; Eutardigrada; Parachela; Macrobiotidae
Exons: 4
Coding region: 978-2138 (386 amino acids)
Source: RefSeq, a predicted model, not a curated record